Camelina sativa (false flax) is the source of this 1844-nucleotide messenger RNA. RefSeq lists its product as uncharacterized. NCBI's taxonomy places the organism in Eukaryota, Viridiplantae, Streptophyta, Magnoliopsida, Brassicales, Brassicaceae. The record is from RefSeq and is a predicted model, not a curated record. Gene Ontology annotation, molecular function: cyclin binding; ubiquitin conjugating enzyme binding; ubiquitin protein ligase activity. Gene Ontology annotation, biological process: proteasome-mediated ubiquitin-dependent protein catabolic process; protein autoubiquitination; protein monoubiquitination. Gene Ontology annotation, cellular component: nucleus; ubiquitin ligase complex; cytosol.
AAUCGAAAACAUAACAAUUUUUCAAUGGAGCAAAACCCUAAAACCCAGAAGAAGUCAUGGCGAUACACAUGGGAAGCUCAAUCUCAUUCUCCGAAUCUUCGUCUCUUUCUUUUCGAUUCCACAACCAACCCUAAGACCCACUGCAAAAACCUCAAUGUUUCAACCAUCCUCGGAAAAUCUCAACUUCUCGUCACAUGGACCAAUGACGACGAAGACGAAGAAGAAGCCACAAGCAAAGAAGAGAUUGUUUCUCUUCGUGUUCCUAUCCCUAGGGUUUUGCUCGAUGCUGAAUCCCCUGUAAAUUUCAAAGCUUUAGAGGAUCACAUCGAGGUUAGACUUGUUCUGUUACUUCCUGUUGAUCAUCCUCUAGUCUCAGACUUGAAUUUGGUGAUUGAUUCUAGAGAAAAGUCGAAGCCUUUAGCGAUGGGUUAUGAUCUCAAGACUCUAUCUUUAAUGGGAGGAGUUCAUAUUUACUGUAGAAACUGCUCAAAUAGGUUAACAAAGAAGGAACUUUCCGAUUUCUCUGAAAUGCCGUCUAUUAAUUGGCGUGAAUCUGCUGAUAACUGGUUUGGUACUUGUUGUUGUUCGUUUGGUGGGAUUAGUGAGAAGAUGGUAGUUAAGUACACGAACUCGUAUACUUGCUCUAGCGGGUUGUGUUUGCUUAGUGCUACUACUGUUUUGCUUAGUAAAGAUGAUCUUGUAGCGUGUAGUAUCUUGUCUAAUGGAAUUGAAAACCAAACUGAAUCGAGUUUAGCUCUGAGUUUUGAUGUUGGUGGAGGUGAACCGGGUUCUAGAAGUAGUCAAGAUGAUCUUGUAGAGUGUAUCUUGUCUGAUGGAAUUGAAAACCAAAUUGAAUCCAGUUUAGCUCUGAGUUUUGAUGUUGGUGGAGGUGAACCGGGUUCUAGAAUUAGUGAAGACAUUUCUGAUGAGAGCCAUGAGAAUGGAGGUGAGAGUGUUUGUGGUAAAGUUGAUGACUUGAUGCUGGGUUGUAAAGAUAAGGCAUCAAUAGCUGGGUGCUGUGUACAUGACACACAUGAUUCUAAUGAGAGUUUUCAGUUGGAGCAGCAGCUUACACUUGAUAAGAAGUUGCUUCUUGAUGGGUUUCUUGAGGAUGUUUUUAUGGCGAAAGCAUCGAAUGUGUCGAAGAAUGUUGACUGGAUUGAAUUCGCUUGCCCUGAGUGUUCAUCUCCUCUUGGAGCCUAUCCUUCUGGUGUUGGGAGCAACGGUAAACCCAUAGAUGGUGGAGUUAGACUCUUCAAAUGCUAUAUUUCUACAUCAUCCGCCGCCGGUGAAUCCUCUGAUGUUUUCAGCAAAUACACUUUGGAAAGAAUGUUUACCAAUCAGCUAGUGGAAUGUGCCAAAGAAGAGUUGUCAUUUCAUGUUUUGGUCAAAGAUCUGACAACUAAAUCGCCUCUGUUCAACAUCGUUAUCCUGAACCCAAACUCUUGGUCCUCCACUGGUCUUUGCUCGAACCGAGACGAACCCGUUUCUACAUUAGAGUUAAGCCCUGUUGUGAAGGUUCUGUUUUCGGAUUGCAAGAGCUCGGUAGUGAAGAAGAUUGAUGAAGAAGUCUACAUUUUGAAGGGACAAGGAGAGGAGUUGAUAGAGUUGAUAACAAAUGCGAGCAAAUGUCUUCCAUCUUCAUGUUCAUAUCUUCAAGGCUCACACGUCUCAUCGAUGCAUCUAUGAUGAUAAUGAGAAUUUGUUUUUCACUUUUUUCAGAGUUUUGCUUUUGGUUUUCCUCCAACUUGAUACGGCCACGCUUGUUUGUUUGAUACCAUAUAAAUUGUUUUAUCCCGCUUAAACGCUUGAAAUCGUUCUAAUUCAAAGUUUGAUUCUCUCGA